AUGCUGGCGACGCAAUCGAUUUUAGAGAAGGAUAGUUUGCUGAAUAGAAUGGAUCACUUUCUGGCUAGUAAAUAUGCUAUAGCUGCUGUUGUCGGCGUGGUGGCGCUGUGCUUUUUCCUCUUAUCCAAGCUAGCCCUUCCUUUGCACCCUCAUGAGCCUCCUCUCCUAAAACCACGGAUUCCGUUCAUUGGCCAUGUAAUCGGACUGGUGUUCGGGAAAAUCGAGUAUAUCGGAAACCUGGGCUUGACCCGCCCAGAUUUGCCCAUCUACACCCUCCCGCUGGGAGCCAGCAAGAUGUACAUCGUUUCCUCGCCCCAACUUCUACAGGCUGUCCACCGAAAUAAGGCCUUCAGCAUGGAUCCCCUCCAGAUCGCCUUUGCGGAGAAAAUGGUCGGCUUUGGCCCGAAUCUCGCCCACGUAAUGCGACAUGUUCCGACCGACGGUUCUGUUACCUGGUUGCAGGACCAGCACAAACCCUACGAUUUGUUGGCACCAGGUCCGGCACUCUAUAAGAUGAACGUAUGCGUGUUGGAGAGCCUAUUCGGUGUACUCAAUCAGGUGGAUGCCAGUUUCGAGACCAAAACGCUCUAUCUUUGGCUAAGAGAGACUUUUACCAUAGCCACAACAAAAGCGCUCUUUGGGCUCGAUAACCCACUAAUUAACAACCCAUCAUUGCAUGAUGACCUAUGGGAGUACGAGACGGCUCAACAACAACUGCUCUUGACCCCGUUCCCCUCGAUUCUCGUAAGGAAGGGAUACAUGGCACGGCGCCGGCUCCAGGAGUCUCUUCGGAAGUACUUCAGGAACGGAUCCGACGAGAAUUCGGAUGUCUCGAUGGUGGUUAAGCAAAGGGCAACGACGAACCGGAGAUGGGGCUUGCCCAUUGAUGACGUUGCUGACCAUGAAGUGGGCCUACUCUUCGUUGCGGUCACCAAUGCAAUCCCUACCAUGUUCUGGAUGGUCGUCUACAUAUUCCGGGAUCCGCGCUUGGUAGCAGACUUGCAAGAGGAGCUGUCGAAAGUCGUCAGUGAAGCGAGGGGCGAGGAUGGGAAGACCCGCGAGUUCACUCUCGAUGUCAGCACCUUCUCAACUGCCUGCCCUCUACUGAACUCAGUCUACCGAGAGGUCAUGCGACUUACGAACCGGCAGAUGAACACUCGAACUAUCCUGAACGACGUAAUGCUCAACUACACUCCCAAGGACGGCGGGGAGCCCCGGAAAUACCUGCUCAGGAAGGAUGUCUCUGUUCUCAUGCCUUCUAUGACCCUUAACUUUGCCGAGGAGACGUGGGGCAAAGACUCACACCUAUUUGAGCCGCGCCGAUUCAUGAACCUGUCUCGUGAGCAGGAGAGGUUGAAAAGACGGGCAGCCAACCCCUUCGGCGGCGGGAAGCACCUGUGCCCCGGGCGUCACUUCGCCUACGCAGAGAUCCUAGGUACCGUGGCCGCUCUCGUGCUGGGAUUCGACAUUGAGACGCCGGAGGGCGACAGACUUUCUGUGCCUCGACUGAACAACAAUCUUUCCGAGGCAGUUGCGAAGCCUCUGCAAGAGGACCAACAGGCAUAUAUCAAUGAGAACAGUGCUCCGCAAUAUCUGCCCAAAUACCUGGGGCUGUACAUAAACCGUUUGUUCCACAAGCCCAUGGAUAGCUUUUAUCAAGAGAUUAUAAGCCCCAUAAAUGGCAGGGCAAUCACCAAAGUCGCAUUUGCCGGAAAAGAAGACACUGUCCUCGCUUUGGAAGCUGCUGACAAGGCCUUUAAUAGCUGGCGCGCUGUCUCAACGCUGGAACGCUGCAAAAUCAUGCGCAAGGUAGCACAGAUCGUGCGCGAUCAUGCCGAGGAACUUGCUGCGUUAGAUGCUUGGAACAUAGGAAGUCCCAUUUCCAUUAUGCGGGCCGAGGUCGAGUACUCCGCCAUAAACUUUGACUUGUUUGCCGGCCUGGCUCCGGCUGUGACGGGGGAGACCAACCGCUUAACAGACGACAUAUUCCAUUACACGAUCCAAGAACCCCUGGGCGUGGUAGCGCGCAUCAUCCCGUACAAUCAUCCCGUCUUGGGCAUGGCUAUUAAGAUAGUGACGCCACUAGUAAUGGGUAACACAGUUAUCAUCAAAGUCUCGGAGCAGGCACCGCUAUCCGCCUUCCGACUGAUGGAGAUUGUUAGUGACCUUUUCCCACCUGGUGUUAUCAAUAUACUUGCGGGCGGCCGAGAGAGCGGCGAAGUCCUGUCAAGUCAUCCCAUUAUCAAAAAGGUCACUCUUAUUAGCAGCGUCCCUGUGGGGCGAGCUAUCUCUCGCAGCGCCGCUGAUACGCUCAAACUCACCACCUUAGAACUGGGCGGCAAAAACGCUCUAGUUGCCUAUCCAGAUUCUAACAUUCCAAAGCUGGUUAAUGGCAUUGUCAAAGGCAUGAAUUAG
Molecule: messenger RNA, 2415 nt
Organism: Trichoderma gamsii
Lineage: Eukaryota; Fungi; Ascomycota; Sordariomycetes; Hypocreales; Hypocreaceae
Exons: 4
Coding region: 1-2415 (804 amino acids)
Molecular function (GO): oxidoreductase activity, acting on paired donors, with incorporation or reduction of molecular oxygen; heme binding; iron ion binding
Source: RefSeq, a predicted model, not a curated record